AUGCAGGUUGAAGGGCAACAACAAGAAGACUUUAACGCUAUUACGCACAGUCCCUAUUAUGGUUGUACUGUACGAGUUCUAUCAAAAGCUCAUGUUUCCUAUGAAGGUAUACUCGAUGGUAUUAGUGCCAAUAAAGAUCGUAUUUAUCUUAAAAAUGUGCGUGUCAAUGCAAGCAUAACAGAUUCUUUCAAUCGAAAUAGCCCUUCGGAUGAUUCGCAUAAAAAUAUUAGUACUGAUACAUUAAAUGCUGUGAUGAUUGAUCAUUUAACAAAUGAUAUUCAUAUCUACGAACAAGUAUGUUUAAAUGUACGUGAUAUUCAAGAAUUAAAAUUGAUCGAAUUACCUUCAACGUUUCAUGAAUCAAAAGCAAAAUUACGAGCUAUUGAUCCAUGUCUUGUUGAUAUUCGUUUAUCAUCAUCUGAUGAAUAUGAAACAAGAUCAAAUGGUUCAAAUCCUGAUCAUCCACCACGUGCACCUAUAGCACGUCAAAGUCGUGGUGAAUCCUUUGGAAGUAAUGGAGAUAGUGCAUUAAUAUCUUCAGAUUCAAAUGAUUCUUCAGCUUCAUUUCAUUUUCGUCCAAAUGAAAAAUUUCCUGAUGAAAGUAAUGAUGAAUCACUUGAUGAACAAAUUCAUCAACUUAGCCAAUUAAUAACAACAACUAAUAUUAAUUCAAAACCAGUUACAUUACUUGCUAAAAAAGUUUUACCAAAAAAAAUUGAUCGUCGUAGUGAUAUACAAUCGACUUCAUCAAUUAAUACAAAUAAUAAUGUUCGUCAAAUUAUUCUUGAUAAUCAUGAGAUAAUUGAUACAUCAAUACCAAUUAAUAAUCAUAAUACAUUAAAAAAAGAAUCGACAGUUAAUGACAAUCGUAUAUCAUCACCAAUACGUGUAACAAUUACAAGUCAAUUAAAUCCAAAUGCUACACCAUUUUUUACUCAACAACGACAUACACCUGGAAUACAAAAUUCAUCAUUUACAUUUUAUGAACGACCUCGUUUUCGACCACGUUUACAACCUGUUACUUCACCAGAUCGUUCACAAUCAUUACCAUAUGGAAUAAAUGCAAUCGAUAAUAAUAAUAAUCAUCAUCAUCAACAACAACAACAACAACAACAAAAUUAUAAUCAUUCAAAUCAAAGAUAUGUUUCACAAAGACAACUGACUGGUAAAAAAAAUUAUACACAAACAAAUCCACCACGAACAACAAAAACAAGACCUAUUCGAACACCACCACCUACGGCAAAAUAUCGUAUUCAUGCAUCAACAUCUAUGGAUAAACGUUUUUUUUCUCAACCACAGUAUAAAGACAAAACACAAAAUAAUCCUCAAUAUAGACAGAUUCCAGGUCAAACAUCAGUACCAACAUCAAGUCCACCAAUAUUAACACCACCAAUACCAAAUAGACCAUUGAUAUCACGAAAUAAUCCUUCACGUCGAUCAACAGCUAGUGUGCGUUCAACUUUAAGUUUACCUUAUCAAUAUGGAUGUUCAAGUGAUCGUAAUCAAAUGCAAACACCAGUAUCAUUUCAAGAAUCAAUAGGUUCACAUCGCAAUCAACGUACAGUUUCAGGUGCAAGUAGUUGUAGUAGUGUAAGUGUUGAUAUUGGUCCUCAUUCAAUUAUUCAAUUCGAUUCAUCAUCAAAUAUAUUUCCAUCAUUUGAUGAACAAUAUGAUUUUGAAAAAGCUAAUGAAGAAUUUCGUCGAUAUCUUGAACUAGAGGAAUUAGUUAAACGUCGUUCAUCACUUCAAGGAUCACCUUCUGAUGAAAAUACAAUACAACAACAACAACAACAACAACAACAACCACAAUCAUAUAAAAAAGAUAUUUCAUUUUUUGAUCAUAUAUCAUGUACGGCAACAACUGGUACAGCAGUAGGUUAUACAGAAAUGGAUGAAACAGAAAAAAACCUUGAAACAUUUGGUAAUGAUGCUCUUUUAAUGGCUUCGAGUCUCAAUGAUAAUGAAUGGCAAAUAUAA
Molecule: messenger RNA, 1977 nt
Organism: Rotaria sp. Silwood1
Lineage: Eukaryota; Metazoa; Rotifera; Eurotatoria; Philodinida; Philodinidae
Source: the annotation of a GenBank genome assembly